This is a messenger RNA of Trichomonas vaginalis G3, 1719 nucleotides long. Its product is annotated as DNA/RNA polymerase superfamily. Lineage: Eukaryota; Parabasalia; Trichomonadida; Trichomonadidae. The transcript has a single exon. Gene Ontology annotation, molecular function: nucleic acid binding. The coding region runs from base 1 to 1719 and encodes 572 amino acids. The record is from RefSeq and is a predicted model, not a curated record.
AUGAACAAAAACGGAACAGCUAAAAUGAAUGAUAAUCAAAUUAGAGCAGAAGGUAGAAGGUUAUUUAAACGCUUCUAUAACAUUCCUGAUGGUGUUAAUCCUAAAACUCGUAGAAGCUAUUUAAAUGAAGCAAUAGAUGCAUAUGAAGGGUUUGACAUUUCAUCAGAAAGUGAGAGAUUAGCGAGAAUGUUAAAUGUUAAUAUUGAUUUCUAUUAUUGUGAUCCUCAACCAGAAGACGUGGACAUAAAUAAGGUAGACUUUCCAUUAGUGGAAUCAAUAAUGAUAGAUCCAGAAUUUGAAACAGUAAAUAUUUUAUUAACACAGAGUCCAUGUGGAAAACUUCACGCUGACAGAAUAACAGACGUUGAAGCACUCACCGGCUAUAAAGUUUGUCCAUAUUGUAAAGAAGAAGUUUAUUCUAUCCGUGAUGAUCCAGAAAGGAAAAAACAAAGAAGAUUUUUAAAGCAUUGUGAGAAAUGUAAAGAAAAUAAUGGAAGAUUAAUUCAAGACGUUCAAUUGCAAAAGACCCAGCAACCAUAUGCACCACAUAUUACGAAACAGAAGAUAUAUCAGUGGUUAUUAGCUCAUAAUUUGCAGGAAUAUUAUCAACCGACAAGAUAUUAUAUUACUUUUGACUUUGAAACAUUAGAGACUAAAGAAGAAUUACAACUUUCUGAGUGUGCAACUUUGAACGCUUACUUAAAACCAUUCAUGGUAUCAUCAACGGUUAAAUUAAAUGAUAAAACGUAUACGAGGAAUUUUUGCUUAACUUCGAGUGAUUCUUUUAUUUCUGAUUGGAUUGAGUUUUUAUUUUCAACCUGUUCAUUAGUUGUUGAAUCAAAUAUGAGUCAAUACAAUGAAUUAUUGAAGUCGCAAACGGCGGGGACUUUGUCCCAUACAUUAAAUGAAAAACAGAAGGAAGCAUUUAAAGAACUUCUAGAUGAGGAAUUCAAUAAAGUGAAUAUCAUAGGUUUUAAUUCGGGAAAGUUUGAUUUAAAUUUAAUUCUUCGUGAUUUAAAUACUGCAAAAUGGAAAAUAAAAUCAAUGCUGGGUUCAUCUUCACAAUUUAAGCAAAUCAUUGUAAAGAAAACAAACGUUCCAUAUGAAUUGAGAUUUAUUGACAUCAGAAAUUAUAUAGCGGGUGGGACAUUAGACCAAUUCAAUCAAGAUUUCGGAAACAAUAAAUCACGUGUUAAAUCCUUUUUCCCUUAUCAAUUCAUCACGUGGGAAAAUUACGAAGAAGAAUUAUAUAAAGAGGAACCAUUCACUCAAGAUUCAUUUUAUUCAGCAUUAACCCAAGAAACUAUAUCAGAUAGUGAUUAUCAAAUAUAUCUCAAUGAUGCUAAAAAUUUUAAGAAUAGAUUAGAAUAUUUUAUUCAUUAUUGCAAUAAAGAUGUUGAAAUUAUGAUUGACCCAAUCGAUAAAAUUAUUGAAGAAACAUUUGUUUAUAAAAUUGAUAUGCUUCAUAAUCUUUCUUUAUCAUCGAAUGCUUCAAUGAUUCGUUACGCUUUAGCAUAUAAAGACUUUAAUCCUAAUGAAAAAUAUCCUGAGGAAGAGAUAGAAUCAAGUUUUGAAUUAACGAAAAAGUAUUGGAAAUAUAAAAUUGAAUUAUAUAAGAAACAAGAUGAAAAAGCAGAAAGAGAUACUAAAAAUAAUGUUUCAAUGGAUGAUUUUCAAUACUAUCACGAUUUAAUCCUUUCAUCUAAAUGCAAAAUGUGA